This is a messenger RNA of Guillardia theta CCMP2712, 1230 nucleotides long. RefSeq lists its product as hypothetical. Lineage: Eukaryota; Cryptophyceae; Pyrenomonadales; Geminigeraceae. Bases 1 to 1230 code for a protein of 409 amino acids. The transcript is spliced from 19 exons. The record is from RefSeq and is a predicted model, not a curated record.
AUGGAGGAAGGACAUGGUGGUACCUACAGCGGGCAGAUCGUCCCAAGGAUGCCGCCCAGGUCGAAGAGCACUCCACUUACAGAGAAACUUCGAUAUAGAGACGUAGAGGCCAGUGAGAGCAACACCAGUCACAAAGCAAAGGACAUGGAUUAUUUCGAUAAGGCGGAUCGACAUACUUUGAGCAGGAUCUAUGCUCCACCAGGCGGCAGAGGGCACGGGAGGGAAGCCGGGCACGCGGAAGACAGGAGGCAUCGCAAGGAUGACUUCGAUACUCUGAGCGAAUAUGACAAGGAGCUGUUCUCCAAGACUCCAGCUACCACGUUGCCGUGGAUCAAGAAAGGCGGGAAGCAGUCAGAAGUGAAGAGAGAUGCGAGGAGAAAGAAGAAUCCGUCGAACAGCAGUCUUGCACCCAAGGGACGCCCGUCUGUGAAAACAUUUGCUGGCGGCCAAUUGUCAUCUGGAAAGACGAAGUCGAUGCCUAACGAGGACGAUGCCGCCAGUCUCUUCCCUUUCGUCCGGCAGAACGUCGGCUCGAGCAGGAACGAGUCGCACCAGACGCGCUUCGACUUCCUGCGACUAGACACUGGGAGCUCCAAGCACUCUAUCAUGACCAGUGAUCACGGCAGCCCCUUGGAGUACCAUGGAUCCAACUUCUCGAGCCCAAGAAAGAACGAGGUCGACUAUUUCUCGGGCCAGCCGGUCCAGAGGGAUGUGCUGGCAUCGAGGGUGAUGGGGGAAAGUCAGCGGUUUGCGAUCCUCACUCUCUCCUACUCGCAGGCAAAAUCGAAAGGGAGCGGGCAGGCGAGUCCGAUCAAGGACGGGAGGCAGUUUGUUCCUCUGCUGGUGAAGAUGCAAGAGUCUUGGUGGGAGGAGAUGAUGAUGAAGGGCUUCCAGGAGAGGGAAGGCGAGGAGGAGAACGAGUGGGACGAGGAAGACGACAAUCGGUCUGUCAGGACGCUGCUAGCGCUGGGGGGGGAGGUUGACAGGGAGCAGGAGAGUGCUGGAGAGGAGCUAGAGGAGAUUAUCGAAAGCAACCGGUUCCACAUGCGAUACUUGUACGAGUUUCUUGCGGAAAGAGAUGUUCCUUUCAGAAAGGUGGUCGAGGUUGAGGUGAAAGCGUUUGUAACCAAGAUCUACAAGAAGAUUUAUUUGCUCUGGGAUGCCUACAAGAAGAACGGGCAGAAGUCAAUGGAGACAGAUCAUGCCGUUCAGAUGUUGGAAGCCAAGUGA